AUAAUUCAUUGUCAAUUUGAAGAUGCUAACAAUACCACUAUUGUUGCUGGAUGUAGCCAUCUCUUAUAUCCCCUCGCAUUUCUCACAUUUUCUCUAGUCCUGCUUCCCCAAUCUCGAAGACCGUCACCUCGAGGCUUCAUGCGAUUCCAUACCCCCCAAUUCUUCUUCUGUUUUCUUGAAUGUAUUUUCUUCUCACCCCCCCUCUUUUUUUGUUCAUAUUUUUCUUGUUUUCUUACUCUCUCCUGUCUCCUUGCCUCCUCCCCCCCCUCUCCUUCUUUUCCCUUUUCUUUUCGUCAUUUUAACUUCGUUCCUCUGAUUUCCCUUUCGUUCCCUUCCCAGGUGGUUUGGGAUCUUGGUUCUCGUACUUGUUGCCCGCUGUCCACUGCCGAGAAAAUGAAACCCCCGAGGACACCCAUUCUGACAUCGACGCAAACCACAUAUGGACAGAGGCAGGACCAGAGACAGAGAUAGAGAAAACAUGGAAACAAAGUUCAGGUCGCCAUGGGGUGGUUUGACCAUGCAGACUCGUAUACGGACAACGAUUCAGACCGUGACACAAUCAACCAGAGGAGAUGGUCUUGCGCAACAUCUUCAAGCAUUUGAUGCACUGUGAGCCCAACUUUUGAGGG
Aspergillus candidus is the source of this 629-nucleotide messenger RNA. RefSeq lists its product as uncharacterized. NCBI's taxonomy places the organism in Eukaryota, Fungi, Ascomycota, Eurotiomycetes, Eurotiales, Aspergillaceae. The coding region runs from base 139 to 471 and encodes 110 amino acids. The transcript has a single exon. The record is from RefSeq and is a predicted model, not a curated record.